AUGUCUGAUAGCCAAUAUACUCAAAUUUUUAACAGAAAUUCGGUGGACGACGUUGAUGAUUCAGAUCUCGUCAAUAGUUAUGACAAACAGUAUGAAAAAGUGAAAAAGAAGGCCAAGGCGAAACUACCCCCUAUCGAUUCAAUGUCUGAGCUGUGUUUAAACGAUGGAGAAAGCAGUGAAUCUAUUGUGAAAGACAAACCAAAGAAAAAAGUUAAUGCUAAUAAGAAUCAUCAAACUGAAUCAACAAAUAGAUAUGAGGAUACAGAAAUCCUUUUCCCACCACCCCCACCACCGCCAGACAGUAUAAAAAAUUUACCUAAGACUGAGAGGGAAGCUCUCACAUCAAUGCUGAUGUCAUAUUAUAUGAGUGGAUUUCAUACUGGAUAUUAUCUGGGAAUGAAACAAAAAAAUUCUGAAAACUGA
Molecule: messenger RNA, 423 nt
Organism: Macrosiphum euphorbiae (potato aphid)
Lineage: Eukaryota; Metazoa; Arthropoda; Insecta; Hemiptera; Aphididae
Source: the annotation of a GenBank genome assembly